Messenger RNA from Brassica napus (rape), 2799 nucleotides. RefSeq lists its product as uncharacterized. The transcript is spliced from 5 exons. NCBI's taxonomy places the organism in Eukaryota, Viridiplantae, Streptophyta, Magnoliopsida, Brassicales, Brassicaceae. The coding region runs from base 1 to 2799 and encodes 932 amino acids. The record is from RefSeq and is a predicted model, not a curated record.
AUGAUUGAAUUCAAGGCCUGCUUGGAUGAGUUGGAGGUUAGAGAACUCAGAUACCAUGGGCCCCCUUUUACUUGGAUUAAUAGUAAACCGGAUGACCCUAUAGCUAAAAAGUUGGACCGGGUUCUCAUCAAUGAAGAGUGGUUGCUCACCUUUCCACAUAGUUUGGCUCACUUCAUUCCUCCGGUUAUCUCAGACCAUACGUCCUCUAUCAUUAAUCUUGAAGUUGACCCUCCUGUUGCUGGAACAAAGCCAUUUAAGUUCUUCAACUUCCUCACUUCUCACCCGGAUUUCUUGGCUACAAUAUUGGAAGGAUGGGAAGUAUCUCACCCUGAAAGCUGGUCCCUCUCUCUCCUUCAUAAGAAGCAAAAGAUACUUAAAAAAUUUCUCAAGAAACUUCACAAGCACAAUUAUUCUCAAAUUCAGAAAAGAGUUGGAGAAUCCGAAAAACUUUGUGCUGAAAAAUUGCAACAUCUGAGACGUGUGGAAGAGGCUUAUUUCCACCAAAAGUCUAGAAUUCAAUGGCUCAAAGAGGGAGAUCAGAACACAAGUUUCUAUCAUAAAGUAGCUCUGGCGAGGAACUAUUUUAAUGCUAUUCACGAGCUAACUGACCUUAAUGGAAUAACGGUCUCAUCUCCUGAAGCAGUGGGACUUCUUGCCAUUUAUUACUUCAUCAAUGUCUUGGGACCUCCUCUGACUUUAUCUGCCCCAUCCCUCCAGAUUCGGGUUGAUUUAGCUACUGCCUUUCAUUGUUCUCCUGAACAAGCAGAAGAUAUGAUUAAGCUACCGACAGAUGAUGAAAUUAUGAGAGUCUUGUUCAAGAUAAAUCCAAAUAAAAGUUCUGGCCCGGAUGGAUUAACUUCUCGAUUUUACAGUUGUGCUUGGCAUAUAUUGGGGAAAGAGGUUACUGCUGCAAUCAGCAAAUUUUUUGUAUCAGGGAACUUGCCGACUGCAACUAAUUCAACCAUCUUAACGUUGAUUCCUAAAUUUCCAGGGGCCUCCUCUGUAAAGGACUACAGACCUAUAUCCUGCUGCAACACUACUUACAAGGUUAUUUCAAAGAUUCUGGUCUCAAAACUAAAGCUUAUACUUCCUAUGGGAUCAAAAAGGCUUACUCUGAAGGUUGACAUCGCCAAGGCUUUUGACUCUAUCAAGUGGGACUUCAUAAUCGCUUCUCUCAAUUCCCUCGAUCUACCUCCAUUGUAUAUUCACUGGAUAAGAGAAUGCAUAUCAACCGCUGCCUACUUUGUUGGUAUUAAUGGUUCGCUCCAUGGCUUCUUUCAAGGAACUCGUGGCCUGCGACAAGGAGACCCAUUAAGUCCAUAUUUGUUUGGUAUUGCCAUGAAUGUCUUGUCUCGCAAGCUUAACAAAGCAGCAGAAGAUGGUGUUAUUGGUUAUCACCCUCGUUAUGGAUCACCUGCCUCUUUGCAAGGAAUCAUCUCAGUUCUCUCUGACUUUCAGGAAAUUUCGGGUCUAGCUAUAAGCCCACAGAAAUCGUGCUUAUUCUCAGCAGGUCUAACUACCGCAGAGACCUCUGAUCUGGUGGCCUUUUCAGGCAGACUUCAACUCUUAAGCUCUGUCAUCUCAGGCAUUAUUAACUUCUGGUGUGCUGCCUUCAUUAUGCCUGUGGAGUGCAUCAAUGAAAUCAAUUCAAUGUGUUCAGCAUUUUUAUGGAAAGGUAGCUUGGGAGGAAAAUAUACUGCUCGGGUUUCUUGGGAUAAAGUGACUACACCUAAGGAAGAAGGUGGUUUAGGUCUCCGAAACAUUACCUAUUGGAACAGAACCUGCAUCAUCAAACUGUUGUGGAUGCUGUUCUUCAGAGCUGAAUCUGUUUGGGUCGCCUGGAUUCAUCAAAAUGUCAUCAAAGACGAGGAUUUCUGGUCAAUGAAAGAAAGCCAAAGUUACACAUGGCUCUUCAAACAAAUACUCAGACAGAGAGAAAUUGUGAUAAACUGGUUGAGAGUAAUACCUGUUGAUGGGAAUUCGAUAAACUUCUGGACUUCACCGUGGACUCCCUACGGCCAAUUGAUCAGACAUGUGGGGCCGAACGGCCCUAGACAGUCAGGUUUCCCUCUAUUAUCCUCACUGGCUUCUUUGUGGAAUGGAGAAUCGUGGACUCUAGCUCCUGCUAGAUCCCCAGAAAUGGAGCAAGUGCAAAUUUAUUUGUCAAUAAUCACUCUCUUGGAAGAUCCUGAUUACCCGGAAUGGAUUCAAAACAACGCUUCAUCUGCAAACACAAACAAGUUUAUAUCUGCUCAAAUAUAUGACAGCAUUAGAGAAUCAAGGCCGCAGGUGCCUUGGCACAGAAUCGUGUGGCUUAAGAAAGGGAUCCCAAAGUUCAAAACUCUAACCUGGAUGUUUGUCCAAGACCGAUGCCCAACUCGCAACAGACUUCUCUCAUGGGGGUUGCAAACAGACCCUCUUUGUCUCUUAUGUAAUCUCCAUCCUGAAUGUCGGAAUCACAUCUACUUUCAAUGUUCGUUCUCUAUGGGAGUGUGGAGGAACCUGUCUUCAAAGCUAGGUUUAAUCGUUUCAUCUGAUGAGUGGGAUGAUAUCCUGCAAGCUCUUAUCGGCCUCACUGGAAACAAGCACCUGCGCUAUUUAACCAUUCUAGCUUGGCAAUCAGCGAUCCAUGAAAUUUGGAGAGAACGCAACAACAAACUCCAUCGAUCAAGCUUCAAAUCAAUCGAUGUUAUAAUUUCCACCAUCUCUUCGAUUAUCAAGAAUUGCAUAUCUGCUAUGCGACAAACCCAACCAUUGGAAUCUAGCGCCUGCAUGAAACUAUGGUUUUCACUUCCUUGA